CCUCACCCAAGGCCAGGGCUGGUGAUUGCCUAGAACUAUUUAAACAGGUCAGCUCAUCCGAUCCCACUAAUUCAGCAGAGACCACCCGGGCUGGUUGCUCUUUGAACUGACUGAGACACUGCAAGAUGCCAAACUGGGGUGGAGGAGCAAAAUGUGGGGCUUGUGAAAAGACAGUCUACCAUGCGGAGGAAAUCCAGUGCAAUGGAAGGAGUUUCCACAAGACCUGCUUCCACUGCAUGGCCUGCAGAAAGGCUUUGGAUAGCACCACAGUAGCAGCUCAUGAAUCUGAGAUCUACUGCAAAGUCUGUUAUGGGAGGAGAUAUGGUCCUAAAGGAAUUGGUUAUGGACAAGGUGCAGGUUGCCUCAGUACGGAUACUGGAGAACAUCUUGGCCUACAAUUUCAACAGUCCCCAAAGCCUGCUCGCACAACUACCAACAACCCUUCCAAAUUCACUCCGAAGUUUGGAGAGGUGGAAAAGUGCCCUCGGUGUGGCAAAUCAGUAUACGCUGCUGAGAGAAUCAUGGGAGGAGGCAAACCUUGGCACAAAACCUGUUUCCGCUGUGCCAUUUGUGGAAAGAGUUUAGAAUCUACAAAUGUUACGGACAAAGAUGGGGAAUUAUACUGUAAAGUUUGCUAUGCAAAAAAUUUUGGCCCCACAGGAAUUGGCUUUGGUGGGCUUACGCAACAGGUGGAAAAGAAAGAGUGAAAUAUCUUGGAUUAAGCACAUCUUCUGUCUUUGUAACUUCAUAAAAUAUUCACCACGUUAACACAGCACUGGUAGAAACCCUUUAUAAACUAUCCUCCUCAUUCGACCUCAACUGUUUCUACUCAGAAGUGAUCAGAGUUCUUAGGGAUGACAUAUCAACUACUGAAGGAAACUGAUGAAAAUGUGUUCCAUAUCAAAUACAAUUUAACAUUUGUGAUACUCUGCAAACAAUAAAUGUAUUCAUGGUACCAGCGUAUGGCUGACAGCUCAGUUCUUAACAUGAUUUUUCUGAUUAUGGGAAAGAGAUAUAGUUUUACAAGACAAUAGCAAGCUACAUUUUUCAUAGAUAAAAGCUCUGCAUAGGGUGAUUUUGAGGUUCCAAACCCUCCCAAUCCAAACCAACUCAUUGAAAAACUUGGAGCUUUGCCAACAAAACCCCAAACUUUAUCAGUAGAACUGGCACGCUUUAAAUGACUUUUAGGGGUUGUAGCUCAGACUAGGACAGUAUCUUUCUACAAGUCUACCCAUGGGGCAAAAUUUAUAUGAAUUAUGGCAAAAAGGUCUCAUUGUAAAGUGACCAUCUCUUCCUAUUCCAGCUCCAGAUGUUUAUGAAACCCAACCCGAGAACAGCAAGAACACUCUAACUCCAAUAAUAACAGGAAGAGUUGAUCAGGGGUCAGUCUUUGGACAUUUCUACAUUUCAGACUCAACUGCUAAUAAACUGCCACCGCUUUCCUGAUAUUUUGAAUGCUGUAUAGAGCUCAAUUCCAGGCAAUUUAGAGUGGACAGGAAGGAAAGGUGCCAUCCCAUUUCAUUACAUAGUAUAAAGGUCUGUGAGGACACCCAGAGAGUCUGGCCCAUUGGGAUAGUGCCUCUCCUGUGCUCACAGCUUUUCUGUUGUACAGAGUCAGGGCAGCAUGUGGUUACUGUACCAACUAUUGAAUUCAUAGCAGGUGAGAAGCAGCAUGGCCUAGUGGAUAGAGCAUGGGCCUGAGUCAAAAUGAACUGGAUUCUUAUCCUGCAUCCACCACUCAUCUGCUGAUUGACCUUGAGCAAAUCACUUAUUUUAUCUGUGCCUCAGUUACCUAUCUGUAAAAUGGGGAUUAAGACUGUGAGCUCUAUGUGGGACAUGGACUGUGCCCAAUAUGAUUAGCUUACAUCUCUAUCCCUGUGCUCAGUGCAGUGGCUGGCACAUAAGUGCUUAACAAAUAUAAUUUUUAAAAAGCAAUUGUCAAAUUGGCUGGCCAGGCUACCUUAAUCUGAACAUAUCUGGAUUUUUGCAGAUUAAUUUUCCAUCUUUCUUGAAGCUGAAUCCUUCCUCUUCUCACGGCUGAAUUCUCCUUAUGCCAGUAAUAUAAUUGCUAAAUAAUCUGGUUCUGAACUAGUAACAGUGAUGGGAUCAUUCUAGAGCUUAACUGACUCGUAACUACUGUGAAAACUAAUGCAGAUUUUGAUACUUAAAUAAUUUAUUUACCAAAUAAGGUCUACAGAGUUAUGAAAUGUUGUUGGGAUAAAUGGUAAAAAAAUAAAUCAGGAAUACAACUUUAUACAUUCAUAUUUCAAGAAAUCCCAAAUAAAUGAAACCAGAUAUACAGACGAUACAGAAUCUAUAGACUCUAAAGCACACAUUCACCCCUGCCCUACCAACACAGAUUGAACACUCUCUUUGCGCAUAUACAUUUAUGCAUCAUAAAAUUAUAUAAAUAUGAGAAACCUGUCUUAUGGCUUGGUGUUCAUAAGAAGUCUGAUAGGCCUUUAGGAGCUCCCAGAUGAUGAUUUGCUGGGACUGGGCCAUUUGUGGAGGUAAAUAGCACAUGUUCCAUCCUGCCUCUCUCUCCAGUAAGUCCCUUCCCAAGCCAUUCUCCCAGGGAAGAAGGCUGUGGUGAAAAUGUUAGCCAUAAAGGCUACUAUUGUGACGACAGAGACAAGAAAGACCAAAUCAGAAGAGAAGGAAGGUUCUGUCUGUGAUUCUCCAUGUCAUCAAUCUGGUAUUUAUUAAGUGUUUAUCAUGUGAAGAGCAUUAUACUAAGCUUUUGAGCGAGUACAAGGGACUUGGCAGACAUGAUCCCUGCUCUCAAGGAAUUUACAGUCUAGUUAGCCCCUUAUCUUUCUUCUACAUGUGUUUUCUCUUUCCCACAAUAUAUGUCUGAUGUGUGCCUACAGGUGAGACAUCCAUGUAAAGCCUUAGAGUUUUCUAGAAAAUACUUAGGCAAGUCAUUUUAAAGAUAUGUAAAGCAUUUUUAAAAAUGAAUAUUUUUUGUCACACUUUAGUUUUGAAAUGGCUUACUUAAAAAUGGCUGUUUUGAAAUAAAGAAAGAGAACUUGUUCCGAAA
This is a messenger RNA of Ornithorhynchus anatinus (platypus), 3040 nucleotides long. RefSeq names its product cysteine and glycine rich protein 3 (gene CSRP3). The record is from RefSeq and is a predicted model, not a curated record. The coding region runs from base 126 to 707 and encodes 193 amino acids. Gene Ontology annotation, molecular function: actinin binding; structural constituent of muscle. Gene Ontology annotation, biological process: sarcomere organization; muscle tissue development; cardiac muscle contraction. The transcript has 6 exons. Gene Ontology annotation, cellular component: Z disc; cytoplasm; nucleus. NCBI's taxonomy places the organism in Eukaryota, Metazoa, Chordata, Mammalia, Monotremata, Ornithorhynchidae.